AUGGUACAGUUGAGUUCGCAUAUUCAAGGGAUUGACAGCUUAAUCUCAAGCCCCGAUCCAAUUGGAGUUCUGGAUGGAUCAUAUGCUUAUAACUAUCUGAUUGAAGAGCUCAACAUUGCAGAGUCAAGGCUUCGGAUAUUGAAAGACCAGGACGAAUGUUUUAACGCCCUUAAGCAAGGUCCAAAAGGUGAUGGAGUGGCUGCCAUUGUUGAUGAGCUUCCUUAUAUUGAGCUCUUCUUGUCUAAUACCAAUUGUGUAUUCAAGAUUGUGGGACAGGAGUUCACCAAGAGCGGCUGGGGAUUUGCUUUUCAGAGGGACUCUCCUCUGGCAGUCGACUUGUCAACUGCUCUCCUCCAACUCUCAGAGAAUAGUGAUCUCCAAAAAAUCCAUGAUAAAUGGCUCUCUCACAGGGUGUGCUCUGCGCAGGUCAACGAAGUGGAUGACAACCAACUCUCUCUCAAGAGCUUCUGGGGUCUAUUCCUUAUCUGCGGAACUGUUUGCUUCUUUUCCCUUACCAUUUUCUUCUGUAGGGUGGCCUGGCAGUACCAAAGAUACAGCCUGGAGAGCGAGGAACCGGAGAUUGAGGAUCCUGAACUGGCAAGGCCGAGUGGACCUAACACCCGCACGAGUAGCUUCAAGAAAUUGAUUGAGUUUGUUGACAAGAAAGAAACUGAGGUGAAGGAGAUGUUUAAGCGCAAGAGUAGCGAUACGAAAACACAAGCUAGUCAUAGCUCAGAGGUGCAGCCUGAUUCACCAACCUGAGGAAAACUUGCUCUUGAGCUAGCUUUUGUUUUCUUUUUUUCUUUUUUCCCAAUGCUACUUCCAUUGAAAUUUAUAUGACCCACCAACCUCAUGUGCUAGGAGAUCAUUAGUGUCUGUGUUCUAAAACAGAAUGUUUGUAUUAUGAGGAUGUUAGAAGUUAUUCUACAAUCUCUGUUGAAGUACUAAAUGUUCACAGAAAUGGGGAAGGAUAUAGAGUGCUGAUGAGCUUUCUCUUUCACGCACAAAUCGGGAAAUGGUUCUUUCAAACAUUUCCAUAUGCCCUAUGCUAAAUAUUUUGUCUUUUGGAAGAAAAUGAUUUGUAACGU
This is a messenger RNA of Ilex paraguariensis (yerba mate), 1088 nucleotides long. NCBI's taxonomy places the organism in Eukaryota, Viridiplantae, Streptophyta, Magnoliopsida, Aquifoliales, Aquifoliaceae. The record is from the annotation of a GenBank genome assembly.